UGUUCUCCUGUCCACUGUCCAGCUGGUUGCUCAGAAGUGACCAUUUCCAAUUCCUGCCCCUUCUGUAAAUGCGACGAUUUUCUGUGCUCACCACCGAAAUGUCCAGCCGGUUGCAAGAUCCGGGAAGAUGUCCCAGUCGGACAGUGCCCUGGCUGCGACUGUGAUGUAUGGGAACCACAAACUGAUGAUGGAGUGAUUUGCGAGGCCGUUUCUUGCCUUCCACAUUGUCAUGAAGUUGUGAACCCAGAUGGGUGUUUGAUGUGUGUGUGCGGUCCCCUGUGCACUCCUCCACGAUGCGAUCCCGGCUGCAAACUCGAAAGGCAGGUUCCUGAUGACGAAUGCCCUCGAUGCGUUUGUAGAGAUGUACAAGUCAAAUGCUCCCCCGUACGGUGUCCUCCGACUUGCAGACAAGGAAUCGGAGCUACAGGCUGUCCUUCCUGCAUUUGUGAACCGAUGUGUUCCCCGCCAAAAUGUGAUUUUGGAUGCUAUGUCGACCCUGAUCCAAAGGGACUCUGUCCUGACUGCAUCUGCCCCAGCAAAGACAAUCCUCAAAGCAUUCAGUGCGCCCCCGUCGAAUGCGGACCGUUGUGUCACGUGGCUUACUUUGGAAGUGGUUGCCCAACUUGCAUUUGUGACCCGUUGUGCUCGACCCCACACUGCAAUCCUGGAUGUCGCCUGAAAUACGACCCGCAAGCUGGUCCAUGUCCUCACUGCGAAUGCCCACCCAAAGGGAUCCAGUGCUCCAUACCCGUUUGCGCUCCCUGCGCGGUCAACUUCGGCUCGAAACCUUGUCCAAGUUGCGAUUGCUCUGGAAUCGGAACUGGUUUUGAUCCUUUAAUACACGGAGUUCAAUGCACUCCACCGCAAUGUGACGAACCAGAAUGCAAAAUUGAUUAUACCGGAAUUCCUUGUCCAGACUGUGUAUGUGACGGUAACAAAGGUUUUCGAGAAGCUUCACCUUUUCUUUAA
Uloborus diversus is the source of this 969-nucleotide messenger RNA. RefSeq names its product keratin-associated protein 16-1-like. NCBI's taxonomy places the organism in Eukaryota, Metazoa, Arthropoda, Arachnida, Araneae, Uloboridae. The coding region runs from base 259 to 969 and encodes 236 amino acids. The record is from RefSeq and is a predicted model, not a curated record. The transcript is spliced from 7 exons.